AUGUUAGAAAUCACGCCUGAAGAUGAGGAUUGGCGAGUGACCAUCAAAACCAUGGCAGGCUUGUGCCUGUUUGUGAGCACUUCAACAGGACACAAGUACGAAGGAGUCAGAUGUGAAAAGGGAAACUGUGGAGUCAGCAUAAUGAGAAGUGGAGAGGCGAUGGAACAAGGAUUACGAGACUGCUGCAGGUCCAUCCGCAUUGGGAAGAUCCUGAUCCAGAGCGAUGAGGAGACGCAGAGAGCCAAAGUGUACUACGCCAAGUUCCCACCGGACAUCUACAGGAGAAAGGUUCUGCUCAUGUACCCGAUACUCAGUACUGCAAAUACCGUCAUUGAAGCUGUCAAAGCUCUUGUAGAACAUGGCGUACAACCAAGCGUCAUUAUCCUGCUCAGCCUGUUCUCCACACCUCGUGGUGCCAAAUUUAUCAUCCAGGAAUUUCUUUUAAGGACAGAUGUUCAUCCUGUUCUACCAAAACACUCUGGACAGACGUAUGUUAGAGCAGACUGA
Melopsittacus undulatus (budgerigar) is the source of this 507-nucleotide messenger RNA. Its product is annotated as uracil phosphoribosyltransferase homolog. The record is from RefSeq and is a predicted model, not a curated record. NCBI's taxonomy places the organism in Eukaryota, Metazoa, Chordata, Aves, Psittaciformes, Psittaculidae.